Molecule: messenger RNA, 2130 nt
Organism: Drosophila erecta
Lineage: Eukaryota; Metazoa; Arthropoda; Insecta; Diptera; Drosophilidae
Exons: 4
Coding region: 588-1844 (418 amino acids)
Source: RefSeq, a predicted model, not a curated record
AAUCGAGCUCUAUCAAACUUUCAAUCUGCUUGUCGACAGCGAAACGAUAGUGCACAAUAAAUCAAAGUGCAUGAUCUGUGUGUAAGCCUGCAUGAUUCCCACGCAAAUGUGUCAGUCAUGAUCGUUUAUUCACCUCCUUAAUUGAUGGUGUCCUUUUCGAAAGCCGGAAGCAAUCUCCUGGCAAUCUCCAUUUCCUCAUUUCUACGACAGUGGGUUAGUCGUAUCCACACCGAGACCCACUGCAAUGGUAGCCCAUUAUUCCGAGAGCCGGGCCAGAGUAAAAACCAGUUUGGGCCGCUAAAGAGCGGGUCAGCCCCCGCUUAAGCUCUCUUAGCUGUUUCUGUUUUAUCUGCUGGCUCCGCUGCCGAAAUUCGAGGUAGCAAUUUUGCACAUUCGCCAAUUGGGCUUGGGAGUCUGAAGCGGUCGCUUGGUGUCUAAACAACGUAGUCGCGCUUGCCCAACCCAGUAUCACCUGCAUUCCAAGCUAAGAUGAGUGAUUGGUAGCGAGUGAGUGUGUGACACAGACUGCAGUGAUUUGAACGGAAAGGUCAGUGGCUCAGUGAGCACCUAAGUGAUCCUCAGUCGCAAUGAGAUUGGUCUGGCUGCAGCUCCUGGCCGCUGGUGGAGCGCUCUACCUGGCAAUCGGUUGUGCAACGGCCGCCAAGGCAUCCACAAGCCGCGGAGUUGCACAAUACAAGCUCCCGCUCCCUGCACCAUUGCCAGACCACGAAUCUGUGGCGGUUUCAGGCGCGGAUCAGGCUAGGCGGCAGCAGCAGGGAGCAUCCAAUCAGCGGAGGCGCACUCAGGUCGUGCGGCGGCGCAGGCCCUCCUCUACAACAACCUCCACAACUUCAUCCACCUCAACCACAACGACAACCACAUCGACAACUACAACAACGACGACAACAACUCCGCGUCCCAGCCUGGCCAACGGCUUCAACUUCUUUAAUCGGAACUUCUGGAGUUUCGGCCAGCAGAGUCUGGUGGCAGUGCGUCCGCCCACCAAGCAAGCCCAUCCUCCGAAAAAGUUUAGUUCCAAGGAGGAGAAGUCCGUCCAACGAAAGCCGAACAAGACCACUAGGAAACCGAUGGAGCAGAGAACCACUGCAGCAAGUCGAAGUACAACAUCCACCACCCAGAAACCCACUACAGAUGGACCCUUCCGCAUUGCUCUGCCCACCUUGAACUUUCCACGCGACAACAAGGAUAAGGAAACGGAAAAGGAGAAGGGCAAGAGAUCGGCUGCCGAGCUUCGUUUGCGGUUCGAUUGUCCGCGGGAGAACGAGGUGAGGUUCCAGCUAUUCCCCAAGAUCUGCAAGGCGGAUCGGGACUGUGCCGUGUGGCAGAGGGAUGAGCUGUGCUGUGAUAUCUUUGGAGCAAGCAGCUGUGUCUCUGGGGUUCCAAAGCCUCUGGAGGAGACUCCACAUGCUCCCAUCCUGGGUUUGAUUCCUCGCAAGUGUCCCAGCAGACCGCUGGCCGAGCUCUGGUGGGAUGUGCAGGAGUGCUCCACGGACAUGGACUGCUGGCCGCGGGUCUGUUGUCCGGAUGGGCGGAGGAGGUACUGCCGCACCUCGCAGCCGGAGUUGGAAACAGCUCCAGUGCCAGUAAAGCGAUCCUUCGAUUACCUUACGGAGUAUCUGGAGUGCACGGCACCGCCGCCGCCCAUUUUCGACCUCCAUCCGAAGGCGUGCACCUCCACAUUGGACUGCUUUCCGAACGUGUGCUGCCAGGAGGCGGGACUGCGGCACUGCCGGCCGCCCAAGAAGUCCGUGCUCACACUGAUGGCAAACUUUCUAAACGUGGACUUUGUGAAGCGACUGGCCCAAAACAUCGUUAUCAAGUAGGUCGCACCGUGAAUUUCCCACUAUUCUCAACGUGCGUCGAGCACCUUCGACAGAACCAUUUGGAAACCGCCGUGAUAUCUCGCCCUUAUCUGUUUGGCCACGCUGAUAACCAAAAAGAAGACAUGCCCACACCCAUACCUGUCGUAUAUAUGUACCUAUACGGCGCACCCCAUUCGAUACCCCGUAAUCCUCCAUUAAUUAAAGUCCACCUAGCCUAGUAUUAGACAUAAGAGUAAAUAAAUACAUACAUAUGUACGAACCAUAAACUCGAACUGGGUGCUCUUCC